Messenger RNA from Triticum turgidum subsp. durum (durum wheat), 390 nucleotides. NCBI's taxonomy places the organism in Eukaryota, Viridiplantae, Streptophyta, Magnoliopsida, Poales, Poaceae. The record is from the annotation of a GenBank genome assembly.
AUGCUCUCAAUUGUCUCGCUCCCGCAAAAGGUGCCGGUUCACUUGCCCCCAACAGAAACGAAGAAAGGGGCAGCACAGAAGAGGGCGGUGACCUCCCACCUCACAACCCCCAGCCGUCUCCCACCGCGCAUCCAAAUGUGUUGGUUAAUUUGGUAUUGCAUCUCAAUGUGUUGGUUAAUUUGGUAUUGCAUCCCAAUUCAAUUCAGUGGGCUCAAUACAGACAUCCAAACGAAGCGUGCAUGUUUUUAUCAAUGUUGGCUCGCUAGUGCAAACCAGGGAGAACACAACAAUCACACUAACUCAGUUAGGUCAUGCUUCUGUAAAUUUGCAUUAACUUGGCUGGUCUACCCUGCUAUAAAGUUAGGUGACAACGUUCAACUAAAGCACUGA